UUGAGGGAAAGUGUAGGUAGGCUAUAGCUGGGGUCACAAAUGUAGGGACUUUGGCACUGAUUUCCUUAAAAAUUCUAUAAAUUGUUUUAGCUUUUUGUUUGUCUGCAAUUAGCCUAUAUUGUUGUGGCUAUUUUGAUGAUUCAACGGACUGAGAAUUCUGAUAUGUGGAGGGCUUAGGAGGGGCUAAUUAAUUCGUACGCACCUUUUACGCUCCACCCAUAAGGACUUAAAUGUCAGCGCGGCGGACUUGUGCUUCGCAGUCAAAGCCAGCGAAAGAGGGGAUGCUGUAGAGAGAACCAACCUCAGGCAGCAAGUUGGCUGUACUUACGAUUUUCUAUCAUAGUUCGUACAGUUGCAGUUUCGUGCCUCAAUAUGAAGACCAUACUUGCUGCAUACUCUGGAGCCAUGCGAGGCACCGGAACCAGCGUCCUCUCCUCCCUUAAAGACUUGCCUGCGACUCCUUGGAUGUCGCGAUCCAAGAUGGAAAAACAUCUCCAAGCGAUCUCUGUGCUCCAGUGGGUGCUCUCCUUCCUUGCCAUGGGUGCAGCCUGCACUGUGCUACUCGUCUACAUCUUCUGCACAGACUGCUGGGUAAUUGCAGCCAUGUACGUCGCCUGGCUCAUAUUUGACUGGAAUACUCCCAAGGAAGGAGGCCGCAGGUCGUCCUGGGUGAGGAACUGGACCGUUUGGAGCUACUUCAGGGACUACUUCCCCAUCCGGCUCAUUAAGACCCACGACCUCCUGCCCAGCCGGAACUACAUCUUUGGCUACCACCCCCACGGCAUAUUCUGCUUUGGUGCCUUCUGCAACUUCGGGACCGAGGCCACGGGAUUCUCCAAAAGAUUCCCAGGAAUCAGGCCCUCUUUGGCCACGCUGGCUGGGAAUUUCCGGAUGCCGGUUCUCCGGGACUAUCUCAUGUCUGGAGGCAUUUGCCCAGUGAAUCGUAAUUCCAUCAAUUACUUGCUGUCACGGAGCGGCAGUGGCAAUGCUGUGGUCAUAGUUGUAGGCGGAGCGGCGGAGUCACUUGACUGUGCCCCGGGAAUGAAUUCUGUCACACUGAAAAACCGCAAGGGCUUUGUGAAGCUGGCUCUUCAGCAAGGGGCAGAUCUGGUUCCGGUGUACUCCUUUGGGGAAAAUGAAGUGUACAAACAAUUGCUCUUUGAAGAGGGAUCUUGGUGGCGGUUCGCCCAGAGGAGGCUCCAGAAGAUUCUGGGAUUCGCUCCGUGCGUCUUCCACGGCUGCGGACUCUUCUCCUCUGAGUCUUGGGGCCUAGUGCCUUACUGCAAACCCAUCACCACCGUAGUGGGUGAGCCCAUCACUGUGCCAAAGUUUGAAGACCCAAGUCAGGACGUUGUGGACAUGUACCACGCCAUGUACACAAAGUCUCUUAAGGACCUCUUCGACAAUUAUAAGACCAAGUUUGGACUGAAGGAGAGUGACACGCUGCUUAUCCAAUGAGAGUGAGGAGGCGACGCCCUCGUGAGCCUGCUGACACUGACCUGAGGCCUCUGCUGCCGACUAGCCUUCCCGCCCCGCCGCACCCCGCCGAAGUACCUUACAUCGAAUAUCAAAAGCGAGAUCGUUGAAAACGCAAUAGAAAAGUGUGCAAGAGUGAAGACAUAAGCCUGUCACCCUGUUGUGAAGGUGAAAUGUCAGGAGAAACUGCAGAGAGUCUCAUUGGCCUGUUAAAUACUACUUUGAAAAGUGCUGUUAUCCACUCUCAAAUUCAGAUGUAUUAACAUCAGUACUGGAGUGGAAGAGGUAACGUUGAUGGUUCCCAUCACUUUACAAAACGGUACAGGAAGAAUCAACAGGUGCAACAGUUGUGCAAUGUGCCAUUGUUCUCCCCUGCCACCAGGUGGCAGUACUUAAUUAUUGGAAAAGAAUAUGUAGCGAUUCUUUUGAGGCUAAACAAGCUGCAGACUUGAAAAGUUCUCAGUAAAAUUGGUAUAUAUAUAUAUAUAUAUAUAUAUAUCAAUAUAGAUGUGUUUUAAUUGCACAAGCAAUGCAAAGCGUUGCCUGACAAUCACUUGACAGUUAUUUUGUUGCCAAAGAGUUCUUUAGAUGUAUGAACUGUCAUAAAGAAAGCAAGUUAUUUUAUGUUCAGUGCCACUGUUAAUCAUAAAUACCAGAAAUAUAUGCAAUCCUGUUAAGCCACAAAGUAUUAUAUGAUCUAUGAAUGUGUGUAGUGCCUUUUUCUACCUUCUAUGAAACUAAAGCAAAUUUAGCAAUUCCCACUGUCACAUAAUGCCAUUUUGAUCCAAUUUUGCCUUUUGGCUUCUCCCUCCAGUGUUUGUUUCUCAUUGUAUAGACUGCUCUAUUCAGUAUUUAUAUUGUCCCCUUUUAUUGUAAUUUCCAAUUUAUUUUGAAUUUUUUUCACCUUUUAUAAGAACUGAAUAUAUAGCAUCAAAUGAUUGGCACAGAGUCAGAUGGGCGUGGGUUUCCAAAGUAUGAAAAAAGCCAAUAAUGUUUCGAACACAAUACAGCCGUUUGGUCCACUGGUCCCAAUGUAAUACCAACAAGUAAAACAACCUCUCUUAGUGCUUCGACGUGAGGACAGUGUGGUGGAAUUCAAAUGGUUUAAAUAUGAUGAGAUUUAUCAAAUUUCUAACAUUAGAUACAUUCAAAUACAGGGCUGGUCUGAGUCCUGAGGACGAUACAAUGCAAUGCAAUACAAUGCUUAGUGGAAUAUACAGGAGGAAUGUUGAAUGUGUGUUUGAUUUUUUUUCUCUGCUUGAGUACUAGUUACUUCCUGCUGAGACAAAAAUGAGAAAGGUGUAUGUGUCUAUGGAAUUCAUGUGCAAUAAAAAAAAAAGCAAUCAA
Clupea harengus (Atlantic herring) is the source of this 2823-nucleotide messenger RNA. Its product is annotated as diacylglycerol O-acyltransferase 2. Gene Ontology annotation, molecular function: diacylglycerol O-acyltransferase activity. Gene Ontology annotation, biological process: triglyceride biosynthetic process. NCBI's taxonomy places the organism in Eukaryota, Metazoa, Chordata, Actinopteri, Clupeiformes, Clupeidae. Gene Ontology annotation, cellular component: endoplasmic reticulum membrane. The record is from RefSeq and is a predicted model, not a curated record.